Molecule: messenger RNA, 3387 nt
Organism: Pocillopora damicornis (cauliflower coral)
Lineage: Eukaryota; Metazoa; Cnidaria; Anthozoa; Scleractinia; Pocilloporidae
Product: sodium/calcium exchanger Calx
Biological process (GO): cell communication; sodium ion transmembrane transport; calcium ion import across plasma membrane
Cellular component (GO): postsynapse; axon; sarcolemma
Molecular function (GO): calcium:sodium antiporter activity
Source: RefSeq, a predicted model, not a curated record
UGGGCUUUAUUUGCUCGAUACUGUAUAACAGUAAUAUAAUUAAUUUUUACAAAUUAUCCAUUUUUCUGGAAACUUCCAUCAUCACAACGAGAAGAGUACUAAAUUAUCAGUUAAUUUUGUUCAAGGUUUGGACAGGAAGACACUUAAAAUGUUUUACUCAGGUUUACUUUAUACUUGUCUGUAAAUAUAUCCAGCAGCUGCGUUAUCGGCGCCUUCAUAUUGACUCCGGCUUGAUAGCACAUGAUGAAAUGAAGAAUUUGGCAGGUUCUCUCUCUUCUAUAAAUUAUUCUCGAACUUUUAGACGAAAUAACUUAAGGUAUAAGUUAAAUAACAACGUGAAUUAGCGAGACGUGUUGUUAUUUCAAUAGAGGUGUCAUAAGGUGCUCUCUUUUAAGACUCUCUGUUGCUUAGCAACUGUCAAAAUACCGUCUCGUUGAAAUUCAUAGAAAGUUUUGAGAUUUUGUCCCGCUGAGGGUUGUAGAUGGUUGCGAUGGAGUUUGAACGAAAUUGAAAACACUUGGAGCUCAUCAAGACUUCAGUGAAUAGAUGGAGAGAUUGUACGGAGCAAUAGCUAUGAAGAGGUCCGCGAACAAUAGGAAAUCAUUUAUACCACGGUUUUCCGCCGCUCAACUGCGCUUUCGAGACUGUAAUUGUUGAAUGCAGCUUGUAAGCGGGUUGCUACUUGCACGCUUGGUACAGUCCUAAUUUAAAUUUCCGUUCGAUAUAGUUGUUUUAUAAACUCUAGAUUUUAAAAGUGAUAACUUUGUGGAGUCUUUUAAUAGCACGGUGCUGAUCCGUUAUUACCGAGUGUGACUCUAUUCCGGUGUCGCGCCGACCGUUUUGAAGUGGGGUUAUUUUCUAAUAACUUCUACGAUAACUUUAACUCAUUUUCUACGCGAUGGCUGUAGAUGCUUGUAAUAGUGGGACCUUACUGCUGCCAUUUCUCGACGAAUCUGGGUGGAAUCAAGAAUUAAGGGCGUUUGUAUACCUGAUAGCGCUGUUAUGGUGUUUCAUGGGAAUCGCCAUUGUCGCCGAUGUCUUCAUGUGCGCGAUUGAAACGAUUACAAGCAAAACGAAAGAGGUCAAGGUACCAAAACAAGAUAAUCCAAGCGAAAUGGACGUCGUGGAGAUUCGAGUAUGGAAUGACACCGUCGCUAACCUAACAUUGAUGGCUUUAGGGUCAUCAGCGCCGGAGAUUUUACUAGCUAUUAUAGAAAUAGUUAUUCUGAAUAAAUUCGAGGCAGGUAAACUUGGGCCGAGCACGAUUGUUGGCUCGGCAGCGUUCAAUCUUCUCGUGAUCACUGGAGUUUGUGUGAUGAGUAUUCCUACCCAUGAACAGCGUAGGAUCAAAGCUAUCAAAGUGUUUGCAGUGACAGCUAGCUUCUCAAUGUUAGCUUACAUCUGGUUGUAUUUAGCGCUUAGUGCAAUUACGCCCGACGUAAUCGACCUUUGGGAGGCAAUACUCACAUUUCUACUAUUCCCGAUUCUGGUUGUAGUGGCUUACAUUGCCGACAAGGAGUAUUGUUGCCCCGGGAAAGUCCAACCUCAGGAUCCAGGAGUCCUCGAAUUGGCUGAGGGUGCUAAAACACUGUCCACCCCUACACAUGAUCCAGAGGUUGAAAGUUUUAUCAAGGAAGUGAGCAGGAAUCCCGAUCUGUCAGAGGAUGAUGCAGCAAUGCUUGUUGCCGCACAUAUUAAAUCAAGGCAACCAAAGAACUACGGGUACUACCGAGUGGGUGCCAUUAGGGAUCUGGGAGGCAGUCAUAAACUGAGACCAAAGAUGGACCCCAAACUUAGAGUGAUUUACGAAGAAUUGUCGGAGGUUGGUUUUUCUUCAUCUGGAGCUACUGCCAUCAUGAGUCAUGCCUUGGCUGGUAAAGUACAACCUGCUCGUGUGGAGUUUGCUGCUCCGGAAUUUGCUGUCCUAGAGAGCGACAAAAUUGUCAAGAUUGGUGUGAAAAGAUCUGGAAACACGAAAAUUACAGCCAGUGUAAACUAUGAGACUAUAAACGGCACAGCCAUGGCUGGAUCUGACUACGAAGCCAAAAGAGACGUGCUUGUCUUCCAACCCGGUGAAAACUUGAAACAUAUCAACAUUACUAUCAUCGAUGACAAUGAAUGGGAAGAGAACGAAGUUUUCUUCUUGAAAUUGGCCAGAUUUGACUACAAGGACGACACUGUCGAGAUAGGAGAACAAAGCAUUACUGAAGUCACUAUUAUAAAUGAUGACGAACCCGGAACCUUUUCACUGGAGAAUCCAAGCUUUGUAAUUAAAGAGAGUAUUGGGAAAGCUUACAUCAAAGUCAACCGUACCCAGGGUACAGACGGGAGGGUGGAGGUCACUUGGAAAACCACGGAUCAAACGGCAGUAAACGGCAAAGAUUACCAUGGAGGGUCUGGCACGUUGGUCUUUGAACACGGCGAACAAGCAAAAUCAAUUGCAAUAGACAUUAUCGAUGAUAAAGAUUUUGAGAAAGACGAAACGUUUCUUGUAGAACUCAUCAAAACCUCAGCAGGAGCAAAGAUAGGUCAUAUUCGAAGCGCUGCGGUCAAUAUUGUGAAUGAUGACGAGUAUCGCAGAUUAUUUGACCGAGUUGUUGCACUCACUCAUAUAAAUCUCCGCCGUUUGGAGCUGGGGUCCGAGUCCUGGGCGUCGCAAUUCCGUGAGGCGAUGUCAGUAAAUGGCGGAGAUGUGGAAAAUGCCACUGCCAUCGAUUACGUCAUGCACUUCUUCACCUUUGCUUGGAAGGUUAUCUUCGCCAUAAUUCCCCCUUGUACUUGGCUUGGUGGUUGGGUGACAUUUUGUGUCGCUCUAAUGAUGAUCGGCCUAGUCACCACCAUAGUUGGAGACUUAGCCACCAUAUUUGGAUGUCUAAUUGGACUAAAAGAUGAAGCGACCGCCAUCUUGUUUGUGGCUCUCGGCACCAGUCUCCCAGACUUGUUUGCUAGCAAAACUGCGGCGGUGAAUGAGAAGUACGCGGAUGCGUCUGUAGGAAAUGUCACCGGUAGCAACUCUGUGAAUGUUUUCUUGGGACUGGGAUUGCCGUGGGUGAUUGCUGCGAGUUACCAUAUGGCUAAGGGCACAGUGUUCGAAGUGAAGGCAGGGACAUUAUCCACAAGUGUUAUCACAUACAGUUGUUGCGCGGUCUUGUGUUUUGUGCUCCUUUUGGUACGAAGAUAUUCAAAAUUUAUGGGCCGCGCUGAGCUUGGAGGGCCAAAUGUUACCAAAUACGUAUCUGGGGUCUUCUUAAUAUUUUUAUGGUUCGUUUACGUUUUAAUUUCUUGCCUCGUUAUUUAUGAGAUAAUCACAUUUUAAAGCAAUGUUUUAUUCAAUGUAAAUACGCAAGGAUCGUAACAAAGAGGCAGUUAUUUAAAUUAUUCCACGAC